Molecule: messenger RNA, 1170 nt
Organism: Fonsecaea multimorphosa CBS 102226
Lineage: Eukaryota; Fungi; Ascomycota; Eurotiomycetes; Chaetothyriales; Herpotrichiellaceae
Exons: 1
Coding region: 1-1170 (389 amino acids)
Molecular function (GO): dioxygenase activity
Source: RefSeq, a predicted model, not a curated record
AUGCCGCCAGUCUCGGUAGCCAAUGGCGCGGCUCCCGCUGCCGAGACGUCGAUCGAUCUGCCCUUGUUCGACAUCUCGCACGAGUCCGCGGAGCUGGGGAGGGAGAUUGUGCAGGCGGCCGCAAAACACGGGUUUCUCUGGAUCUCUGGAUCACCGUCCUCAUCAUCGAAAGAUGGCAAUCACGGCAACGGUGAUUAUUCUUCUUACGACCUCGACGCCGCGAUGGUGCAAAACGUCUUCGACAUCGGCAGCCGCUUCUUCCGGGGUGCCAGCGGGGCGGAAAAGGCCGCGUGCAAGAUCACCAAGAACCGCGGCUUCGUGGACAUGCACGUCGAAAACCUGGAUCCGAAGGGUCACAAGCGCGGGGACUUCAAGCAGUGCUUCAACCUCCAGGAGCCGGAUCCAGAGACAGGCGCGUGGCGGCAACCGAUGCCUCCGCAGUUCUCAGAGCCUGCUGCCGAAACCGCGCUACGUGACUUUCACGCCCGCUGUAGAGCCAUCGCGGCGCGGAUCCUGCGUCUGAUCGCGCUGGGCUUGGACAUCCAGGACCCGGACUGGUUCCUCAGGUCGCAUGACGACCCUCACAAGUCACCCUACACCGUGCGCAUGCUCUAUUACCCGCAAUUACCCCCCGGCACCGACUACCGCGCCGAAGCGGACAUUCGCGCCGGCGCGCACAGCGACUACGGGAGUAUCACGCUCCUCUUCACGCGGCCGGGCCAGCCGGGGCUGGAGAUCCUGCAGGACGACGGCACCUGGGCCCGUGUCCCUGUCUCGCCGCCGGGCUACCACGACCCGGAUUUCCCUCCGAUUGUCGUCAAUAUGGGCGAUUUGCUGCAGUUCUGGACCAACGGCCUCCUCAAAUCGACGGUGCACAGAGUCGUGCUUGUUGAGGAAGAGCAACCAGAGGAUAGCAAUUCUGGCGCAACGUCGACGUCCGUGCAUGGAAGUGACAGGUACUCAAUAGCCGUGUUUGUCCAGCCAGCCGAUGAGACCGUGCUGGUGCCCGUGCCGUCGCAGGCCGUGGCGGAGCGCGCGGCAGCGUUUCAAAAGGCCGAGAUUGGCCGCGGUGGUGGCACGGUCACGGCCGAGUCGUUGAGCCAGGUUACGGCGGGAGAGCAUUUGCUCGGAAGGCUGAGAGCGACGUACGGCAUUGCGGUGACCGGAUAG